Molecule: messenger RNA, 2636 nt
Organism: Mugil cephalus (flathead mullet)
Lineage: Eukaryota; Metazoa; Chordata; Actinopteri; Mugiliformes; Mugilidae
Gene: ticam1
Product: toll-like receptor adaptor molecule 1
Exons: 2
Coding region: 176-1894 (572 amino acids)
Biological process (GO): lipopolysaccharide-mediated signaling pathway; positive regulation of cytokine production involved in inflammatory response; TRIF-dependent toll-like receptor signaling pathway
Molecular function (GO): protein kinase binding
Source: RefSeq, a predicted model, not a curated record
GUGACAUCAUCAGUGUGCUGGAGCUAAAAGUAAUUGCUUCAAGCUGGCAGAGGCCUACGACUGCAACAGAAAGAAGAAUGGCCAGGGAAUUGCGCACCCCUCUUUCCAAGAGCUCCCGUUUUUUGAAGAACUGAAGAGGAUCAUGUUUUAAAACUACCCGGACUCUCUUGACUAAAUGUUGGACCUCGGGAAGCAGGCAAAAGUGAAAAUGAGUCAUGAGGCCCAAGGGCCGGGGCUGAGAGAUGCCUUUGACGUUCUAGUCAAGACACCAUCGCAGCGACUGCUAAGCCUAACAAUGCAACUGGGCGAGUCUCCUGAAGAGAGUAUCGUACACGCCUUGUGUCUGAUCGUUCUCCAGAGAGAGGAGCAGGCCCUGAAGAAACUCCAGAUGCUGAGGGAUAACUCCAUCGCUAAAUAUCUGACUGAAAACUUGAAAACGAGUGGAGGGACGUUACAAGAUCUUGAAAUUCAUUGUGGUUCUUUUCAAGAAUUAACUAGAGAAUCUUUGGCAACGUUGGCCCGAAUUUUUAAAGUUUUGUCAGAGAAGAGGUUGUGUGAUUCGCUAAAAAGGGAUCUGGCUUAUAAGAGAGUCAUUUCCAGUGACUUGACAAAAACAGGCAACGGUGAGGAUCAGGGGUAUGAUCAGAUCAAAGAGGAAGCUAAAGAUGUCUGUGGGCCUGAGUUUGCAGAGUGGAUGUGCUCCUGGAGCGACGUCAAGUCAGAGUCUGACCUUGAUCCUCAGGGAAGCCUGGUUGAAGGAAAUAGUACUUUAAAAGUUGCUGGGUCUCAGCAUACGUCAGUGAGCCUUCCCAGCCCUCUUCAGACAAGCCUCUCAGAGCCUUCUUACCCCACUCAUUUAGAGAUAAGUAUUGCUCCAACAGUCUCGUUUCAAGGAGACAAAAUAAGUCCGCAAACAUCAGAAACCCCCAAACUAAAUCCACCUGAGCAAUUGCAAUUAGCUGAGCCUAAACCCACCGGAUCUCCUCUGUUUGGAGCAAAAACAGACUCAAAGAUGGAUGGGACCUUAAUGGCUACGAGUCACACCACCCAGACUCCAGACCAAACACAAAAGCCAAGCAUUGAAGCAAGAUUUGCACUUCCUACCGCGACGAAAAUUCUUGAACCCGCGACGCUUACUCCAGCAGGCUUCUUUGAAAGUAAAGGUGCGGAAGAUUUCGAAGAGGACAUAUUUUAUGCGUUCGUUAUCUUGCAUGCUCCAGAUGAUGCAGACAUGGCCGAGUCCAUGAAGGAAAAACUGGAAGAAGUCAUCGGUUUUGCUGGCGCAACUUUUGCGGAUGAGUUUGCCCUCCCCGGUAAGAGCACUCUGAAGUGUGUGGAAGAUGCUAUAAACAACUCGGCCUAUACCUUCCUGCUCCUUACCCGCAACUUCAACUCUCGGAUGCUGGAGAUGAAGACAAACACUGCUCUUAUCAACUCCAUAAACAAUAGACACAAGUACAACACUGUUAUCCCUCUGUUGCCGCGGGAGAACUGCAUGCCCAAACAGUGCAUCCCACUAAUUCUGCAGACGCUAGUUCCACUUGAGGAGAACAGGAGCUUUGAGAAAAAACUAAAAAGGUCAUUGUCGACAGAAAAGAUUGAAAGGCAGAGAAAAAUCUGGACUAAAGAGCAGGAACAGAAAAUUCUGCAACAGAAAAGUUUAAACCAGAGGGACAAUGACAACCUGAACCGUUUUCUGCAGCAAAACUGUUGCAUCGGUGCCAGUGGUUCAACAGAGGAUGGUGGUGACGGCAGGGUGUGGUGGCAACAACAACCAAACAUUCAUAUUGAAAAUGCCAAGUACAUAAUGAUUGGCAAUGAUUCUCGCAUGAGUGUGGAUUUGGGAGGAAGUACAGACAAUAAGGAUUCGCUUGACAGAGAGGAGGGGCAAUAAACGUAAAGGUGAACUCAAAGCUGACUGUCUGGUUUCCUGGGAUCAGUGAACAUGUGGAAAUUGAAAGAAUUGUAUUUUGAACACUAAAAUAUCAAAGGUGUAAAAACCACUGUAAGUGGCAAAACUCAAAUGAUAAUUUAAAUGCCUUUUAAAUGUUUUUUUUUUUAAAAAAAGACACUGUAACAGUAACGUACACUGAUCAGCCACAACAUCAUGAACUAUGAGUUGAGAAGUAAAUGGCAUCGACCAUCUUACUGACAAUUCAAUGUUCUGCCAGCUGGGAAGCUUUUGGACCCGAGAUUCAUGUAGGUGCACCACCCACCCACACCAGACCAAGUACCCCAUCCCAUAGCAAAGAAAAGCCUGGUACAGACACACACAUAAAAACGGUUUAGAAACUCGAAAAACAUGAAGAACAGCACAACUCGUUGACUGUAGAUCUCAAGUAACUGAUCAAGUAUCUGCGGGAUGCACUGGAGCAAACCUGAUCCACAGAGACCCCUCCCCUCAACCCCAGAGGACCCAUGUCCAUUCUCUGAUGAAUCACAGCUGUUUUGGAGACACACCGGAUUUUUAGCGGAAUACUGACAUCUACUGGCCGAUAUGUGAUACGUGCUUUCUGACCUUUUUUUAAGUUGCAUGAACCGCCUCUAGUCGCUAGAGAGCAACACUUCCCCAGACAUCGAUGUCUACCUGCCAUUUGACAACUUUUGGAAUAAAAUGUGGAAUCUGGGAAAUAUCA